UUAAAAUCAUGCUCCAGGUGACUCAUGUUCGCCUUUGUAUAUUCGUGUGAACAGCAAAAACGUCUCUUUUGUUAAAACUCUUAACAUCAUAACCUCACCAAAUGCUUAACUUGGCUUGGAUUAAAGUCCUUUUGUAUACUUCCUGGUCCAUGUUAUUCCAAACAUAUCUCAUAAAGACAAUUUACAGAACAGCUACAGUGCUAAGAUGUGAUGCAAGAAAGUACUUCCUCUUUAAACAAUGUUCACACUCAGUCACUACUUUGUUGCAGUUUACGUUUCACAGUGAGCAAAUUAUCAGAAGUAAGCUUGCUAAAUAGUGUGCAACCACUUCCCACAGGAAACAUUAGAAAAGCAUCUGGUAUCUUUGAAGAAGCAAAGGGAUGCUGUGAAACACAGACUGAAGAAACUGUCAGCCCGUCAGUCAGAAAUCACAAAAAAGUCUGCAUCGAUAAGAGAGAAUGUAGCGAUGAAAUAUCAGGAGAUCCAGAUGGUUCUGGAGGAGGACCUGCGGCUCACCUUGUCCCACCUGGAGAUGGAGGAGAAGGCUGCCGUCUCUGCCUUGGACGGACUGAUGGAGAAAAACUGUGCUCUGAUCCAGGAAAUAGAGCAGGACCUGGCCAGACUUUCUUUAGUUUUGGAGCACAGUGACACAGAACCUGAUUCUAUGUCGUUUGUUUUACAUGCAGAACUGGAAGACACAGAGACAGCAGAUAGAGUGUUGGAUGUCCUCAACCAAUCAGAUCCCAGCAGUGUGAGCCUUGAUGAAGCUAAAGCUAACCAGAUCCUCAGCCUCACCAACAGCAUGCUGCUCCUUGUCUCCUCGCAGACCCCGUUAAUGAAGAAGCUCCUGAAAAGCUAUUCCAGUGAGGUGCAUCUGGACCCAGAGACGGCCCACCCAAAGUUGGUCAUCUCCCCUAAAUGUGACAGUGUCUCCUACACAGACACCUGGCAGAAACUCCCUGACCAACCAGGACGGUUUGAUACCACCCUCAACGUCAUCAGUCUGCAGGGCUUCAGCUUUGGCCGCCAUUACUGGGAAAUUGAUGUGACUGGGAAGACUUACUGGGAGCUUGGUGUUACCUAUCCAUCCAUUCCUCGCAAAGGCGUAUCUGAGGAGUGCUGGCUGGGUCGGGGCGCCGUGUCCUGGUGUGUGGAGUUCUUCGAUGGAGAAUACACGGCCUGGCAUGGAGGGGUACCUCACCAGCUGCCUUUCAUGAAACGUUUCUGUCGAAUUGGUGUCAUGUGCAGCUUUCCUGCUGGCCUGGUGACGUUUCUAGAGGCGGACAAAAUGGCGCCACUGUUCUCAUUCUGUGCUGGAACCUUCUCUGAGUGUCUCCACCUGGCCCUGUGUCCUGGUCACAACCACAGUGGCACCAAUUCAAGUCCUAUUGUAAUCUGUAAUGCAUCGUCUCCUACAAGUGACCUGUAGCUGCAUAAGAACGCAUACUAAGAACAUGACUUACAAACAUGCAGGGCUGACACAAGACGCAUUUAUAUUGAGGCACACCUUUCACAACAACACAAAUCAUGUCUUUCAAGCUGUUCAAUCUUAAC
This is a messenger RNA of Poeciliopsis prolifica (blackstripe livebearer), 1554 nucleotides long. RefSeq names its product probable E3 ubiquitin-protein ligase TRIML1. Lineage: Eukaryota; Metazoa; Chordata; Actinopteri; Cyprinodontiformes; Poeciliidae. Gene Ontology annotation, molecular function: protein binding. Bases 467 to 1429 code for a protein of 320 amino acids. The transcript has 5 exons. The record is from RefSeq and is a predicted model, not a curated record.